This is a messenger RNA of Corythoichthys intestinalis (scribbled pipefish), 2408 nucleotides long. It is a transcript of the gene mia, whose product is annotated as MIA SH3 domain containing. Bases 1578 to 1964 code for a protein of 128 amino acids. Gene Ontology annotation, molecular function: protein binding. Gene Ontology annotation, biological process: extracellular matrix organization. The transcript has 4 exons. The record is from RefSeq and is a predicted model, not a curated record. Lineage: Eukaryota; Metazoa; Chordata; Actinopteri; Syngnathiformes; Syngnathidae.
CUUCUCCUCCAGAGCGGCGGCCAGUUCCUCAUUCUUCUCCAGCAGAGCCUGUCCAAGCUCUGCCGCCAGAAUCAAGUCCGUCUCGAUGUCUCCCCUGCUAUCGAUUCCCCUGUGAUCUGAAGUCGAUGUCGGAAGGGCGAAGGAGAGCGAGAUGGAGGAGGACGACGAGAGGGGGAAAAAGGAGUCCUCCAAGCUGGGGGAAGGGACGCUGUUCUUUCUCGGGCUGAGCAUGAUAUCAAGUUUGUGGGCGUCAGUCGGAGAACAUUGUCCUAGGAAUGACAGGUAGGUGGGCAAACCCGAAAAAGUCCUUCUCAGGAAUGAUUUGUUUGUAAUCCAGUUAAGUCCACUGUAAACCAGAGGGUGUUAUUCACGUUUCCUGUCCUGCAAGGAACAUAAACACAACCCAACUAUAAAUGCAGGGCAGAAGAUAUCAUGAAGGUUCCCUCUGGCUGUUUUCUAGUCACCCAAUCUCUAUACUCUUUUGUCUGAGAGUCUCUUUUGUUAUCUUUUGACCGAAAUUCCAGAUCGGCUAUAAUGUAGUCAUUGUUUUGAUCCACUCACUGAAUUCCAAUGUUUCCGCCUGACACGUCACUAGUAAAGGUCAACAAAAGGUUCCACAAAAUAAACUUUUAAUCAGUUCCCGAUGAUCUGAUUGAGAAGUUUCCAUCAGCAUUGCCUUUUAACGAUAUACUUUCAGAUAACAAAGCGGGAAUUUGCAAUCGCUAGCCACAGUUUUGAGAUAAUCCAACGUGAGUGUUAGAGUGUAGGAAUGAGAAGUUUGGCAAAAUUUGCAAUGGAAAGCAAAGAAAAUAUUUGGAUGAAGCACUAAAUAUGAUAUGUAUAGAAACAAGUCAGUUAAAACUGAGCAAAUUUCUUGCUAUAUUUUAAGAGAUCGUGUUUAAUUUUCCCUAAUUCCAACCAGAUUUGAACCACAAUAUUCCUUAUUAUUGUCAUAUUUUGUAUAGUAGUUUAAUAAAAAAUCUGGUGUCAAUCACAUUAUGCAUCAAUUUAACUUAGAAAGCAGAAAAUCAGCCUUACCUGAACGUGCUCACGGGCAACUCACGCCAAAGAAUAAUAGUCUUCCUGUUUGGGGAGUGUGUGUUUGCACAGGAGAGGCUGUGCUGGUUCCCUUGGCAGUGCAGUACACCGUAUGUAAAUACAGGUAGAAGCUCCACCUCUUGAGGUUUUGCACUGAUAAAGAGAAUGAAGGAGAAAGCAGUAAAAGAUGCUCUGGAAUUCUGACACCUAGCGGCUGAACAAGGAAGGACAAAACCCAGGAAAGGCCUCAAGAGAUGAAUACUCACUCUAGUGUGAGCACCCUGGUCCAGUUUGGCAGUGAACGGGCGGGUGGAGGUCAGAAAACAAGCAACAGUUUGUCAAAUGUGCACAACACUCCUCCUCUUCAUCCCCCCAUCCUGUUUACCUACUUGAAAGCUUUUCAAAGGACUUCUGUGUAUGUCGUUCGUUAGCGAGGGGAUGAGGUGGAGGGAGUACAAAUAGCGGGCGCCAUCAUAAGGUCACCCACAAAAGGAUAAAGCUCACAAGAGGAAGGUCAUAGUGGAUCAGUGCGUGCAGACAUGCCUCGCAAAUUCUUACUGUUACUCUCACUUUGGCUUUUGUUGCCAUGCUGUGAUGCUGGAAGACAGAUGCCUAAACUUUCUGCUAGAAAACUCUGCGCUGACUCGGAAUGUAGCUAUGCUAUCCUGAUAGCGCGCGCCGUGCAGGAUUAUUUCCCGGCCGACUGCAGGUUCAUCUCUAUCAGACAGGGGCAGCUUGUUUAUGUCUACGCCAUGCUACAGGACACGGGCAACCUCUUCUGGGCGGGCAGUGUUCAGGAUUCCUAUUACGGGGGACAGGAGGCUAGGAUUGGUCACUUUCCCAGCUCUGUAGUGGAAGAAGUUCAAGCUCUGGAACAGGCUAACACUGAAGUGAAGACGACUAAAUGGGACUUUUACUGUAACUGAAAUGGGUUCCAUCAAGAAAGAGAGUGCCAUUUUGUCAGUUUACAUUACUUCAUCAGCAUAAUCGAAUUGAAAGUUGUUCUUGUUGUUGUUUGCAUUUUUAUAGAACCAUAUUGAGAGCUGUCCCAAAAAGCUGAUCUUAGAUUCUUCGGCAAAGAGUAAAUAAUGCUUGCUUUUCUCAUACAGCACUUUAUUAAAUCAUUGUCAUCGUGGCAUGAAAAAAUGCCACAAACAAGAUUAGGCAGAUGAACAAGAUAUUGACCAAUUAAAACCAUCGGACUCUUGUACAGUAGGUGGCGAUAUGCACCUGAUAGUUGCUUGCAAUCUGCCAUUAAGCUAUGUUUAGGCGUUUUUGAGCUUGUUUGCACUUCUGUUUACAGUGCAGUCAAUCUUAUUGCUUGUUUUUUCCAUUCUGCACAGUUUUGAAUAAAACUGAGCAGUCAAAGA